UUUAUACCUCAAGAAUUAUUAAAAAAAAAAAAAGAUGAAUCGUAUGUCAUUGACAAAGAAAGAAUCAUUGCCUCCUAUAGUGGAUGAAUCAUCCAUCCUUCUACUUGGAAGAGGACAAGAUAUAAAUGAAGCCAUCGAUGAUAAAAAUGAAGCUGUUUUACUUUCUCCAGGUAUUGAAGUUACAGGUUAUGAAUUACCAGAUUCCAUGUUGGUACCAUUUGUUGUACGGGAAGAAGAAAUAGUUCAGGUGAUACAAAGAAAUCCUGGAUUUAUCACUCAGGUACAACAACAAGUGGAUGAUCAUACUUUUACUAGAUUCAAAUCCACUCUUUUUGCUCCUCGACAUGACAUCAAUGAUCAUGAUUGGUUAUUACGCAUAGAAAAUUUACUCUCCAAACUCUCCACUCCUAUCUGGGAAAACUUUCAAGCCCUUGUGGAUCAUUUUCCUACAUCAACUAGUUCUACAACAGAUGAAAGUGAUCAUCAAAGUAGUCCUAAAAGUCCAAUGCCUAUAUCAACUACACCCCUAUCGACACCAACCUUGUUAUCAGCUCGUCCUCCAUUAUUAGCGCAAUUAAAGGAACAACGAUAUGAUAGAGGAUCAUCCACUUCCACUGCAACUUCAGGUGCUUCCUCUUUCAGAUAUUUAUAUGAUGAUCAUGGUUACUUUUUCGAUCCUCGGAUUAGAAAGAGUAAGACCUGGAUGACGGAUUUUGAACCACUGUUGAAUGAAUGUAAGACUGUCAUGAAAUCGGAUGAUUAUCGACUUUUUGUACAUUGGCUCUUUGUAUCCCCUUCUCAUAUCACUGAUGAUCAUUGGGAAUCAGCUUUAUAUGAGUGUUUAAAUCAGUAUCCUAUGUUAUUUUUAAAGUUAAAGGAUUGGAUUGAUCAAAAGAUAGAAGAAUAAAAAGAUUAUGCGGUACUUAAAAUGUAGUCCAAAAUCAGGGCGACUGUCCAGUCACGGUU
Halteromyces radiatus is the source of this 966-nucleotide messenger RNA. RefSeq lists its product as uncharacterized. Bases 35 to 907 code for a protein of 290 amino acids. The record is from RefSeq and is a predicted model, not a curated record. Lineage: Eukaryota; Fungi; Mucoromycota; Mucoromycetes; Mucorales; Cunninghamellaceae. The transcript has a single exon.